Messenger RNA from Penicillium daleae, 948 nucleotides. RefSeq names its product NAD-dependent epimerase/dehydratase family protein. Lineage: Eukaryota; Fungi; Ascomycota; Eurotiomycetes; Eurotiales; Aspergillaceae. The record is from RefSeq and is a predicted model, not a curated record. Bases 1 to 948 code for a protein of 315 amino acids. The transcript has a single exon.
AUGGGCCGCAUCGUCGUGACAGGCGGUUCCGGCAAAGCAGGUGGCACGGUCAUCACGGAGCUCCUCGAAGCCGGACAUACAAUCCUCAACCUGGAUCUGAUGCCAAUGACCCAUCCAGCCGUACACACACUCAAGACCGAUCUCACGGACAGCGGCCAAGUCUUCAACGCGCUCGCCGGUCAAUGGUCCCUGAGUGAGCCCUUCCCCGAGGGUCUACCACCACGCCCAGACGCCGUGAUCCACCUAGCAGGCUACGCACGGAACAUGCUAGUGCCCGACAACGAAGCCUAUCGUGCCAACACGCAGGGCACGUACAACAUCAUCGACGCGGCCUGCAAAUUGGGCAUUCCCAAGGUGAUCCUCGCCAGCAGCACCGCCGUCUACGGAGUAUCCUUCGCCCAGGGCGACGUGAACUACCCUUCCUUCCCGAUCGACGAGGACCAAGACGUCAAUCCGACCGAUACCUACGCGAUCGCGAAGCUCUGCGACGAGCGUGUCGCGCGCGGGUUCGCCGCCCGCUAUGGCACGGACAUCUACAGCCUGCGCAUUGGCCACGUCUUCGGGCCGGACGAGUACAACGGGGAUAUCUUCUACGGGUAUGUCCACGAACCGCAUCAGUGGAAGGUGCACGGGUGGUCGUACACCGAUGCGCGGGAUCUGGGCGGGAUGUGCGAGGCGGCGCUGCGGACGAGCGGGCUGGGAUAUCAAGUGUUCAAUGCGACCAACGAUACGAUCACGAAUCUGAUGCACACGGAGGAAUUCUUGCGCUCGCAUUAUCCGGAGACGCCAAUUACGCGCCGCCUGGAGAAGUUUGAGGCACCGUUGAGCAAUGCGAAGAUCAAGCGGUUGUUGGGGUUUCAGGAGCAGCAUCCGUGGCGGAAGUAUUUUACUCUUUGGGAUAAGAAACCAGUGGCGAUGCGGGCGGAUGGGCCCGUUUCUUCAACUUGA